UGUCGUUGGUCCGUGGUGCUAUAAGCAGCCCCCAGACACGAGGGUUGUGCAGGGCUGGUGGCGGAGGCAAAGGUUGUGUCUUCUGCAGGCUCAGCCCAGCCUGGUAGAGGUCAGGGCUGAACGGGAGAGGUGGCCUGGGGAGCGUGGGGUGCAGCUGCAGCCCCCACACAGGGCAGACUUGGGGCCUGUGCCACCCCAGCUCUGGAUAAUGAGCAACGUCUGACAUGGUGUAGCUUCUCUUAAAGCAUCAUCUGCGAGGACGCAGCCCCAUUGGCGUUCUAACAGAGCGCCCGUUAUAAGUCAAGAACGUAUUUUGCGUUUGAUGGCACUUUUGCUGUGUGCAAAACAGUAUGGAAGGAGGUUGUCUUUCCAGUCCCGGCAGAAGGCAUUUGACACUUCAGUGACAUUUUUACUACUCGGAGGGCUGAAGGCGGCUUGCCAUUUUAGAUUAACGGUUGUCUUAGGCUGUGAAGUGGGGAAGUUUCUCCAGUAUCAGCCCAGCAUCCAUAGAAAGAAAGGGGAGGCAAAAGGGGCUUGAAGAAUAAUACCUUUUAAUAUUAAAAGGAUCGAGUGUGUUUUCAAAAUGUAAAGAUGAAGUUUUAGCUGUGUUGGCGCAUAGAUGACUCUGGGUGAUAUGAAGUCAGUCUGACCUUUUCCCAGAGGGUUUCCAGUGUUAGGAACAGGGCAAUAUGGGGUGAUAACGACCCAACAGUCUGACUUAAAAGUACUCAUUGUUCUAAACUCCCUUAAAACCUGUCUUUUCAGGGAAGGCAGACAUGUUGCAGUGAAAAUAGCAAAGAAUUUUGAUUGGUCCACCGAUGCGGCUCGUGAGGAAAUACAGGUGCUGGAAGAUUUAAAAGCAUCAGACCCCAGCAAUGCCUAGUAAGCACACAAAGCCAACCGUGAUGUGUUUUGGCUCGAAGACUUCUUCUAGUGUUCUUCUAGUGCACACAGUGUGUGUAUGAGCGCUGCACAACUCGCUGUUGCAAUGCAUGUGUUUUCCUGCUUUUGCAGUCACUGUGUCCAGAUGUUGGGAUGGUUUGAGCACCAUGGACACGUCUGCAUUGUUUUUGAGCUCCUGGGGCUCAGCACCUUUGACUUUAUGAGCGUCAAUGACUUCUUGCCGUUUAACCUGGACGACAUUAGACACAUGGCUUAUCAGAUCUGCACCUCUGUCAACUGUAAGUGUGUUUCCUCAUUGCUUUAUUUGUUAAAGUUUCUUUGCAGAUCCCGCUAACUCUGUGAGUUCUCUUGCAGUUUUGCACAUGAAGAAGUUGACACAUACAGAUCUGAAGCCAGACAAUAUUGUCUUUGUGAAAUCUGACUACGUAGAAGAGUACAACCCCAAACUGGUAAGUUGCCAUCCUCUUCCCCACUCUCCUCCACCUCAGUCAUCCUCUGCGUUCAUCUGGUCACUUGCAUCCCACCACCUUUCAUUUCAGGAAUGCACUGAAUGCAGACUGAGAAAACCAGACAUCAGACUUGCGGACUUUGGGUGCGCCACUUACGAUCAUGAUUACCAUAACCCUGUGGUGACUACUAGACCUUACAGAGCUCCCGAGGUGGUCCUAGAGCUCGGAUGGUCCCAUCCAUGCGAUGUGUGGAGCAUAGGAUGUACUCUCCUGGAAUACUACCGUGGAGUCUUAGUAUUUGAGGUAGGCAACUCUAUCCCUCAGAAGCAUGCAGCAUGCCCAGCACUCCCCAACUUGAUGAACAUAAGCUACGGAGAGGUGGGGACUAAAGGCAAUGGUCUGUGCGAGAAAGUAAGCUGCAUUCCUCUGUGGUGCCAAGUUGAAGAGAACAGAAGAUGUAGGCCACAAGGAACGUUCUCAGCGGCAGAUUUUGACAAGUUACUUUCAGUAGACGUUUUGGCAGCGUCUUGAAAUGAAGGGUCGCCCUGUUAACUUUUGGCAUUUACAAGGCACCUUAAUACCAGAUGUGGCUUCAUCUAUCACCAUCAGCAAAUACUACUCAAAGGAUUGAAUCCUGUCCUCUUGACAGUAUUGCUGAAACGGAACUUGAAGAAGAGAGGAAGAAAAAACACCAAGGCAAGAUCAAGGGGAAUGAAAUCCAGUAGCUUCUAACUUCUUUCAGGAAACAGAGAACUCGAGCCUCUCAUUUUUUUGUCGAUCAGUUUCAGGUUAUUGUUUGCAGGGUACAGUCAAAAAUGAAGUCAGGCUGGUGUGUGCUUCUUGAUAACUUCCUCUGAACAAGGAACGAAAAACGUCUCUCUUGACUUCCUUGCAGCCCGAUGACAACAUAGAACACCUGGCAAUGAUGGAGCGAUUACUGGGGCCUUUGCCAGAUCAAAUGAUAAAGAGAGUUGUUUCUUCAAAG
This is a messenger RNA of Cuculus canorus (common cuckoo), 2337 nucleotides long. RefSeq lists its product as uncharacterized. Gene Ontology annotation, molecular function: ATP binding; protein tyrosine kinase activity. Lineage: Eukaryota; Metazoa; Chordata; Aves; Cuculiformes; Cuculidae. The record is from RefSeq and is a predicted model, not a curated record. The transcript is spliced from 2 exons. Bases 1266 to 1883 code for a protein of 205 amino acids. Gene Ontology annotation, cellular component: nucleus. Gene Ontology annotation, biological process: protein phosphorylation; regulation of RNA splicing.